Molecule: messenger RNA, 501 nt
Organism: Symbiodinium necroappetens
Lineage: Eukaryota; Dinophyceae; Suessiales; Symbiodiniaceae
Source: the annotation of a GenBank genome assembly
AUGGGCGGGCCUGUGAUCAUUUACCUGCAGCUCACCACCAAAAACCGCGCGGAUGAGUUCAGCUACAACGAGUGUGACACCAUCGCUUCCACAGUGGGCGCAUUCGCGCGGCGUCUCACCUACGACAAUGCGCUUUGCAAGUUCAUCGUUGAGGUCAGCGUGUCCCUCAUAGCAGACAAAAUCCACGAGAAGUUCAACAUGUCCGAACUUCUGGUCGUGCAGCCACUGCCCUUCGCUGAGUUCGUGAAGGUGAUGAAGACUGACAAGCUGCUGUCAGAGCGCUUGACGCAAGUUGUGGGCAAGGAUGCAGGCCAGAUAGAAGAAGUCCUCAAGUGUUACUACCUCCGCGCGGGUGGCAACUUUCGCGACCUAGCCUUGCUGCUCAGGAAUGUGGCGCGGGCUGGUUCGAAGGGUGGUGCGACGGCAGUGAAAACCCAGAUUGAGGAGUGGUACCAAGACAAGAUAAAGCCCCUCUGUUCCAAGGAUUUUUGGAAAGUGUAG